UGGGAGUGUUGAAGGAGCCAGACAACACUGCGCAGCCGAGCUGUCAAACAGUUGAAAUAUCUAACCACGGCAGACGGCAAUUGUGUCUUACUAAUGAGAAAACAAAAUGCCACAUAAGGGGGAUUGUGAGUUUACGGUUAGAGGUCAGCUAUACUUCGUGUAGUUAGCUAGAGUUACUUCGGCGUUGGCUGCAAUAACUUCUAGUUUGUUAGCGAACUGGAGUGGCUAACGUUAGCUAGCAUCUCGUCUUGGACUGUUGACAAACUAAACUAGCUAACGGUAUCUAGCUACACCAGCGAGCUAGCCAACUAACCACAAUAAAGUUAUCCGGCUAGAUAACGUUACUCUACCAGCUCGUUCAUGGGGAGUAUAUCAAAUAGCCUGCAAGUUAUUAUUGCAGUGAGAUGGAACUAAGUUUGGCCUGUUUCAUCAAGUUGUUGAAGAGUCCAUCAUCUCAUCGUUUUAAUGACACACGUCAAGGGCUGUAAAGGGUUGCAAAGGAGUUGUCGAAAAUGUGAAACUUUCAUUGAGUCCUCCACAGAGUUCACAGUGAAGAGGCAAUGAUGGAUCGGAACAAGCGCAACUCCAUCGCCGGCUUCCCCUCCAUGAGGCCUGACCGGCUCGAUGACCUGGAUGGUGGAGGAGGAGGGGAAUGGGCCCCGUCUCAGGUGGGAAGAGUGUGCCCCUCAUCCUACCGUGCCCUCAUCAGUGCCUUCUCCUGCCUGACGCGCCUUGAUGACUUCAUUUGCGAGUGGAUCGGCUCUGGCUUCUUCUCAGAGGUCUACAGAGUGCGCCACAGAGUGUCGGGCCAGGUGAUGGCUCUGAAGAUGAACAAACUGAGCAGUAAUCGAGCCAACAUGCUGAGAGAGGUCCAACUGAUGAACAGACUGUCCCAUCCCAAUAUCCUCCGGUUCAUGGGUGUGUGUGUUCAGGAAGGCCAGCUCCAUGCUCUGACUGAGUACAUCAACGGUGGGAACCUGGAGCAGCUGUUGGACAGCAACAAGCCUCUGAGCUGGGCUGCCAGGCUCAAGCUGGCCUGUGAGAUCGCCAAUGGCCUGGGCUACCUGCACUCCAAAGGCAUUUUCCACCGGGACCUAACCUCCAAAAACUGCCUGAUCAAGUCUGAGGAGAAUGUCUACACAGCAGUGGUAGGAGACUUUGGUCUUGCUGAGAAGAUUCCCAACCAAGAUGGUGAGGGGGAGAAGCUGGCGGUGGUGGGCUCUCCCUUCUGGAUGGCUCCCGAGGUGCUGAGAGAUGAACCCUACAAUGAGAAGGCGGAUGUGUUCUCCUACGGUAUUGUCCUCUGUGAGAUCAUUGCCCGAAUACAGGCCGACCCCGAUUACCUUCCUCGCACUGAAAACUUUGGCCUGGAUUAUCAUGCCUUCCAGCACAUGGUAGGAGACUGUCCUCAUGACUUCCUACAGCUGGCCUUCAACUGCUGCAACAUGGACCCCAAGCUGCGGCCCUCAUUCCCGGAGCUCGUCAAGAGGCUGGAGGAGAUCCUGUGUCGGUUGAAGGCAGAGGAGUCUGGACGAGAGAGGAUCCCCCUCAGUGGGGAAAAUGACAAGAAGACCAUCCCCAAAGGUCCAGGUGAAAAGGUCCAGGGGAUUAAGAGGUUAAACUCGUUGGGUCUGCAGGACGACAAGAUCCCUCCCAAAUCACCACGUCCUCGUCGCAACAUCUGGCUCUCCCGCAGCCAGUCAGACAUCUUCUCCCGCAAGCCAGGCAGGAAGGUCAAUGUCCAUGACCCUUACUACAACCCAGGCCCCAGGGCUGUGCCAGGGGCCCGCAAGAUCAACCCCUUCAAUGCCCGUGAGGACCUGUGCGGAGGCAAGAUCAAGUUCUUUGACGUGCCAAGCAAGUCCGUGUUCUCCCUGAUGUUCGACUUGCACUCUCUCCAGGACAGCGUGUUUUCCUCUGGGACCCAGACCCACUCUGGAGCCCCCGUCCACCCGGGCAUGUGGCAGGAGACCUGGUUCACCGGCAGGCAGUGCCGCUCUCUGCCUGCCUCCCCCCAGCUGGCCCUCUCAGAUGGCUCCUGCCCCCCGACCUCCUGUCCCAUCUCUGCCACUGUCUACAAGUGUGACCCGGCCCAGCUGGGCCAAGAGGUCAGGCAGAAGGUGCUCAGCGCCUGGGCCAGGAAAUAUGCUGUGAUAGAGAUCCCGCCGUACCAUGGAGGUCAAGAAAAGGUAAAGAAAGAGGAGGAGAACAGAGUAGAUGAGAGCUGGCUUCCUUCUCCCAUGCCCAGUGACAGUGCAGAGGCUAUGGACUGCUCUAGCAGCCAAGGGAGCCCAGUGGAGGACAAGGACAAACACUUCUACCCCAUGCAGGCCCAGAAUGGAGGACCAGUGGAGGACAGUAGAGGCGUGGUGUCUAUGUGUGAGGAGAUGGAGGCUGAGGACCAGGAGGGCAUGCAGCAGCAGCAACAGACCUCCUGUUCCACUGUCACCCUCAGCCCAGCCACAAACGGAGGCCAUCUGAGUCCCAUCGUACUGGUGCCAUGUACGGCCAUACACGCCUCCACAGAACUGCCAUCUUCAGUGUGACAUCUAGGACUAAAACAGAUCAUGGAGAAAAGGCGCUUUGAGAGAGACACUCCUCAGAGAGACCCUCAGAUCAUCUUUAUCGAUGCUUUGCAGAUAGAUUAUUUUUUCAAGAUUGUUUUUAUUUAAUAUACUGAAAAGUGCUUAUUUUUUUUCUUAAAGGUGUCCCUAAACCAGGGUUCUUCUAAUUCCUUGAUGUUAUUUGUGUGUAUGCUGGUUUUAAAUCACUGCCUACUCCUUGAUGUUUUAUUGUGAUUAUAUUCUGCCCCAUAGGGAAAUGCAUGGAAGUACAUGUACAGUUGAAGUCGGAAGUUUACAUACACCUUAGCCAAAUACAUUUAAACUCAGUCUUUCACAAUUCCUGACAUUUAAUCCUUGUAAGAAUUCCCUGUUUUAGGUGAGUUAGGAUCACCACUUUAUUUUAAGAAUGUGAAAUGUCAGAUUAAAAGCAGAUAAUUAUUUAUUUCAGCUUUUAUUUCUUUCAUCACAUUCCCAGUUGGUCAGAAGUUUACAUACACUCAAUUAGUAUUUGGCAGCAUGGCCUUUAAAUUGUUUAACUUGGGUCAAAUAUUUUGGAUAGCCUUCCACAAGCUUCCCACAAUACGUUGGGUGAAUUUUGGCCCAUUCCUCCUGACAGAGCUGGUGUAACUAAGUAAGGUUGUAGGCCUCCUUGCUCGCGCACGCCUUUUCAGUUCUGCCCACAAAUUUUCUAUGGGAUCGAGGUCAAUACCUUUGUUGUCCUUAAGCCAUUUUGCCACAACUUUGGAAGUAUGCUUGGGGUCAUUGUCCAUUUGGAAGACCCAUUUGCGACCAAGCUUUAACUUCCUGACUGAGGUCUUGAGAUGUUACUUCAAUAUAUCCACAUAAUUUUCUGUCCUCAUGAUGCCAUCUAUUUUGUGAGUGCACCAGGCCCUCCUGUAGCAAAGCCCCCCCACAACAUGAUGCUGCCACCCUGUGCUCUACGGUUGGGAUGGUGUUAUUCGGCUUGCAAGCAUCCCCCUUUUUCCUCCAAACAUUACAAUGGUCAUUAUGGCCCAACAGUUCUAUUUUUGUUUCAUCAGACCAGAGGACAUUUCUCCAAAUAGUAUGAUCUUUGUCCCCAUGUGCAGUUGCAAACCGUAGUCUGGCUUUUUUAUGGCGGUUUGGUAGCAGUGGCUUCUUCCUUGCUGAGCGGCCUUUCAGGUUAUGUCCAUAUAGGACUCGUUUUACUGUGGAUAUAGAUACUUUUGUACCUGUUUCCUCCAGCAUCUUCACAAGGUCCUUUGCUGUUGUUCUGGGAUUGAUUUUCACAUUUCGCAUCAAAGUACGUUCAUCUCUAGGAGACAGAACGCGUCUCCUUCCUGAGCGGUAUGACGGCUGCGUGGUCCCAUGGUGUUUAUACUUGCGUACUAUUGUUUGUACAGAUGAGCGUGGUACCUUAAGGUGUUUGGAAAUUGCUCCAAGGAUGAACAAGACUUGUGGAGGUCUACAAUUUCUUUUCUGAGGUCUUUGCUGAUUUCUUUUGAUUUUCCAAUGAUUUCAAGUAAAGAGGCACUGAGUUUGAAGGUAGGCCUUGGAAUACAUCCACAGGUACACUUCCAAUUAACUCAAAUGUUGUCAAUUAGGCUAUCAGAAGCUUCUAAUGCCAUCAUUUUCUGGAAUUUUCCAAGCUGUUUAAAGGCACAGUCAACUUAGUUAUUGUAAACUUCUGACCCACUGGAAUUGUGAUACAGUGAAAUAAUCUGUCUGUAAACAAUUGUUGGAAAUAUUACUUGUCAUGUACGAAGUAGAUGUCCUAACCGACUUGCCAAAACUAUAGUUUGUUAACAAGACAUUUGUGGAGUGGUUGAAAAACCAGUUUUAAUGACUCCAACUAAAGUGUAUGUAAACUUCCGAUUUCAACUAUACCUAUGAAAGUAACAAAUCUAACACUCUUAACAUGGAGAAAGGGUUGUGGUCUGAAUGAAAAAUGGCAUACUCACUGCCUUCCCAACAUUGAGAUCCCUGCCUUAAGAUUCAAUGUGACUGGUAGUAUUUUUGUUCUGGACGAUUGUGCGUUUCAGAUGAACGAGUCCAAGCUAAGGUGUAGGGAAUAGAUCCUUACCGUUUUUAUUAAAGGGCUAGUUAAUGAGUGGUUUACCAGACUACUGAGGUCUCUUGUGGAGACUAAUAAAAAUGUACAUUACAGAGCAUUUAAACAGUAAACUUACCAGUAAAACAAGUUUGUUUAAAUGUACACCCCCACGACCACUGGAAAUGUGAUCGUUUGUACGUACCAUUAACAUUUUGAAAUGUUUGGCAGGCCUAUAUGUUGGUGUGCACAUUUUUAAGGAUUGUUUUUCAGAUGACUGCUUAGAGAGAAACUGGUUCAGAAUCUACCAAAGUAUCACUUUAUAGCUCUAUGUAUAGAGGAAUGUGUUGUGUGGCUUGAAUGUGUGAUCCACCACACUUUUGUCAGCAGCUCUGUUGGGUAUAAGCUGUGCAAACAGCACUAGUUGGUGUGGAUGGCUCACUCACUCGUGCUUUGGUUCAUGACUCCCUUGGCACCUGUUUUGAUAUACUGAAAUACUCCAGUAACUACUUUAAUAGGAAAUUGCACUUGAAAAGAACAAUGUUUAUCUCGUUUAUCACUACAUUUCUAUGCAAUAAAUGUAAACUGUGUCAGGAUUGUUUUGCAUAGAGGAUCUAUUUUGAUAUUUAUAAAAAGAUCAAUUUGACAUCUUUACUGCUUUGUAUGCAGUUUGUCUGGAUGCACUGUUGUGAUAUUGAUUGUUCAAAUUCUGUAUUUAGUUGUUAUUCCCCUCCAGUCUUGGCUGAUUUAUGAACAUUUAUUAGCAGAACGCUUGUUUUAAUCCAAAUCUGGUUUGAGUUGUACUUUGUUUAAGGAACAUGUUCCCAAUCGCUUAAAUAAAUGUUUAUAUUUUG
This is a messenger RNA of Oncorhynchus nerka (sockeye salmon), 5447 nucleotides long. Its product is annotated as dual specificity testis-specific protein kinase 2-like. NCBI's taxonomy places the organism in Eukaryota, Metazoa, Chordata, Actinopteri, Salmoniformes, Salmonidae. Gene Ontology annotation, biological process: protein phosphorylation; actin cytoskeleton organization. The record is from RefSeq and is a predicted model, not a curated record. Gene Ontology annotation, molecular function: ATP binding; protein serine/threonine kinase activity. The transcript has 11 exons. The coding region runs from base 561 to 2546 and encodes 661 amino acids. Gene Ontology annotation, cellular component: nucleus; cytoplasm.